CUCAAGUGUUACACUAGGCACGUAUCCUCAUCAUUGGGCAUUGCCAUUCUUCUCGUUGCCAUUGCAAUUCCCAUGCAUCUUCUCCCAAGCGCUCCUCUUCAUCCAAAUCUCCCCAAUCGGACAACCAUCCUUCUCAACACAGACCCAAUCGCCAAUACCAUGCUCCUCUCCAGCACGCCUCACCCCUCUCCCACCACCACCAAUGAUCAAAUUUCCUGGCCGAUAUUUCUCGUGUGCCUUCAUGCGGCGGAUCACACUGCCAUGGAUACGGGCAUCCUCAGGAAUGUCACGAACUUCCCCGCAGGGGAGGGGCCAGCGAAUGGGCUUCCAAGAGCCAUCUUCUUGAAGGUCCAUACGGCGGAAGGGGAGAUACCUGGGAGGGCAACUGUUAGCCGGCCGGCAUACACGGUAAGGCAGAAAAUAGUGGCUACGUACUCCAUAAUCUUCCAAGCUAACACUGAAGUCUUGCUCAGCCCGCAAUCAAACUCGAGGGAGUCGUGAAUUCGAGCCGUGUGCGCUUUGUGCAUCAUUUCUCGGAACGACGAAGGCUUCUGCUGCCCGCUGCAGUCACCCUCCUUCUCGCCCGACUUUUUGGCACCACUGCCCCCGUCGUUGGUCUGAGAAAAUGAGUCCUUGAAGCUGGAUUGCUGGAACAACUUGGGUGUACUCAUACUCGAACUGCGGAUCAUGAUGUUUGGAAUCGGUGGGUUGGGCUCGCCCGAGGUCUCGUGAGGGGCAAUCUCGUCAUUGAGGGGCUGUUCCUGUCCUGCCGACGGCGGCCUAUAUCCAUGAUCCUCGGUGUCGGACUCGUCGUGGUCAUGGAGAGCCUCGACGCAACCCAUCUCGCGGACCUUCUCCUCGUCAAACAUCAGGCCUGCCUUGAUCGCUUCGUGGACCAUCCAGACCAAGGGAACGUGGCUGGCGACUUUGGAGUCCUCAAAGGUUUCUUCCCACCCACCACCAAUAUCCGCAUGGCCUCCUGAGAACCACACUUCGUCGAUGUCCUGAUGGCUUUCCUCCUCGUCGCUUUCCUCACUCUCGGCAAAUGAUUCGGCGUCCUCCAGAUGAGGAUGGGGCUCGAUUGAUACCUCGGAUUUGACGUCGUUCUCCGUCGGGCGCGCCGAAGCCUCGGUCUUGUUGGUGUGCCGUGAUCGUGUCGAGUGGGAGCGCCUGCGAUAUGGCUCUGGAUCCGUGGGCACGCCCAACGUGGGCCGUCGCCCUCUGUCGUCCUGGCUCUGUUUACCUUGGUGGGCGGGAGCGGCAGCGGAUUUUCGUCUGUACUUCUCGUGGAGAUUGUGGAGACCAUCGGACACUGGGUGAUGGUGGUGCUGCUUCUUGCCGCUCUUGCUCUGGUACACCAAGUCCUGCCGGAACUUGGCGCGGCGCUCAUCAAUACUCACGGCGUGACGGACAACCUUUGCCGAGGUGCGCGCCGUGUAAGGAAACUUGCUCCUUUGCAUCCAGGCUGCCUCAAACUGAGGUACACUGUUGACUGUGUCGAAGAGGCCGAGAAAGCGGAUGCGGCGGACAGGGCGGGAGAAGGUCUCACGAAAUCCCUUCAUGAAGGUGUACAUCUCCCUCUUCUUCUGGUUCCCUUCUGGAGUGUUGUCUCCCUGCCUGCUCUGCCAGUUGGAGAAGGCUUUCCACGCAAACACCACCAUCUCCUCGUUACCGUGCGACAGCAGCCCGACAUAAUCCAACAUCUCGGCCAAGAAUCGCGCAAUGUACGCCCCACGCGAGAAGCCAAAGAUGUAGAUCUCAUCUCCAGGGUUGUAGAACCUCAUCAGGAACCGAUAGCCUCCCACAACAUGAUGAUCGAACGAGGACCCAAUGGCACUGUCUUUGGCUUUCAUGUACCAAGACUUGAUACGCGCCACCGUUCCCGUGCGAGUCAAGCUGCUUGAGACAACAUAGGUGCCAAUUCCGGCUUCAGGAUACAGUUUAGUACGACGCCCUACAACACAAUGUAACACAAUUCUUUGUCACUCACGUUGAUAAUAAUGAACUAAUCAGAUUGUCAGCACUCCAGUCAGAUAAUAGACGGUAUCGAAAUACUUACAUUGAUCCCUCGCUGUCCUGUCGAGCAUUCGAAAUAUCUUCAAAAUGUUGCUGUCGCUGUCGUCGCCAUGGAACUUAUUGCCUGUGCCAUCGAAGCACAAUACAAUCUUGCUCGGCUUCCGGUGGCGAGACUGAUGGUCUCUGUCUGGACCCAUUGGAGUGACAGGACGAGAUGGCAGAUGUGUUGAGAAAAAGUCUUCGUGUGCGUCAAUGUGGGACUCCCGAUCUGGACUGGAGACUCUGACACGGUUACCCGGCCUCUCGGGCAUGAGGUGCGACUUAUCCAUUUCUCUACAAUGGGCUGACCUCACAAAAUUCCGACGCUGGGGGGGGUGACACAGAAAGUGAAUCAAGACGGCGCAAGAACCCGUGAUCGCAUCACCAAUGUUCUGGGACAACACCAGCAUUCCCUUUUUAUCAAUGCCACUUUCUCGAGGACCAAUCCACGACGCCAGCCUACCACCCCCUUCUGCAGGAUUCCGUCAUCUGAACGAGAGCCCCCGCUCUCUUGACACAUUCACCUCCCUUCAUGACUCUUUGAACCUCCCAAUCUUUUUCCCCGACGCACUGAUGCCGAUCGCUGUGAGAGGUGAGACACUCUGCGAGGAGAAACCAGUCGUCCUAUCAAAAAGGAGGCACUGAUGUCCACGAUGCUGGUUGUCGGCUCAUUUGCCAUUGGUCGAUGUGGCAGAAGGAUGGCAGGUCGGGCAUUAGUCCGUGGGUAGCGGUUCUUGAUGGCCUAUCACGACGAGAUGGGUAGUUAGAGUGCAGCAAUGACCCCGGCCUUCAGCUGCUAUGCGGUCUGCGCAAGGGGGCCGGAUGGGGAAGUCAGGACGCCGAACCACGGCGGCAAUUGCGGUCUUCAAGCCGAAGCAAACGGCUAUCAUUGGCUGGGUUUCAGCCUCUCCAUGCACCAGAUCGAUACUAAAAGCUUUUUCAAUCCCGGCCCGCACCUUGGGUGCUCGGAUCGUUCCCGGGAGGAGGAACGGUACGGCGAUCUUAGCGGAUCAUGGUGUCUUGGGCUCGACGCUAAACCGUCUUGGACAGCGAUAAUCACCUUGGAGCGGGCUUGGGUAGCGUCUUGAUCGACCACAGUGACCCGCCGUCCCACAAGGUCACCCUCGUCGGUAAUUGGCAGAUGCACAACCCUGCAGCCAUUUCGACGACCUCACUUGAGUGGCAUGGCCUGUCUUCCCCUAUCCACCACUCAUCGGCCAUCAAUGUACACCAACUAUUAGUAAUGGUAUUCCACGGUCCAUUGGCAGAGGUCAAAGUUCCCCAGCCAUUUGCUGUCACCGCCUGGGACCAAGAGCUACCGUUCCCCUGGGCGACACGUCGGUCGGCACAACAAUCACCAUGUAGGUAGUGUAGAACUUUGAUAUGCGGUACUUCGUUAAGGGUCUCUUGUGCUGCAAGGUUGAUGUCCGCGUCUGGGUUGAACCCCUUCAAGCCACUCUGAAUUCGGCGAGCACCCGAGUGCUGUGCACCUGAAUAGGUUGGCCAGAUAACUCCCCUGUGGUUCAAGUCAAGCCACCAAGCAAGCCCGGCGGGGUUUGUCUCACCUGAAGAUUUCCCUUUUCCAACCAUUCGAUCUCCAAGACAAAAAAAGUGCGCGAGAGGCGGCAUGGGGGGGCGGGUCGAUCCCAGCUAGGGUGACAUCACACAACACAGUCUCACGAGCUCAGGGAGACCGGGCCUCUCCUCGAGCUCUCGACAUCCCUUCUUAACCGGCCUGUCUGCAGCACUCUGUGCUUCCAUUGCUUCAUCUCACAUCUCCUCAUGACGUUUGGGAAAGCCACCAUUGUUAUCAAUCCCAUCAAUUACUUUUGUUGUUUCAUUUUUAUACCCAUUAUACCCCUUCUUACAAGCUUUCAUCAUGUCAGAUUACAACGGCAACGGGCACAAGGCCUCGAACGGCACGGGAGUUACUGCUCUCAAUGGCUCAAGCUCGAGCCACGGGAGCUCGUCUGCCCACCAAUCACGCGAGGGAAUGGAACUUGUCGCCAGUCAAGCAAAGCCAAGGCCUACUCCUCUUGAUUUGAAGCCCACGGGUGCAAACAGAGCUGGCGUUGCCAAUGCCUUUGAGCGGUAUGGCCAAGUGAUGCAGUCAUCAGUUGCUCCGUUGCCAAAUCAGCAUGGUGCCGACACAUUCAGCCGAUCGAAGAAAUGGGGCAAACUCAGAGAUGAUGUCAAGCAACUGCGGCUUGCUGACUACAAGACCCUUCUUGGUGUGGUCAAGGCCAAGGUCAAGGGCGAGAAGAUCAAGGAUGACAAGACUAUGGCCAUGGAAAAGGUCAUCCAGCUUGUUUCCAACUUGCCUAGCAACUCCAAGACACGCACAGAGCUCACCAACUCGUUUUUGAGCGAGCUGUGGUACACCCUUGAGCAUCCCCCUUCGAUGUAUGUGGGUGAGAAGUUCCAAUAUCGCCAGGCUGAUGGGUCAUAUAAUAAUGUUAUGUUUCCCCAGCUUGGUGCCGCUGGCACUUCGUACUCCAGAUCGGUGGCUGCCAAUGUCGUUCGGCAGGGCGCUCUUCCAGACCCCAAUCUCAUCUUCGAGUCAGUCAUGAAGCGGACGGAGUACACAGAACAUCCGAACAAUGUCUCUAGCAUUCUGUGGUACUGGGCCAGUAUCAUCAUUCACGAUCUGUUCUGGACAGACUACAGGGACAUGAGCAAGUCCAAGACCUCUUCGUACCUGGACCUGUCUCCUCUGUACGGCAGCAACCAGGACAUGCAGGACACCAUCCGCACCUUCAAGGACGGCAAGAUCAAGCCUGACUGCUUUGCUGACAAGCGCCUCCUGGGCAUGCCACCCGGUGUCGGUGUGUUUUUGAUCAUGUUCAACCGCGUUCACAACCAUGUGGCUGAGAACUUGGCCCGCAUCAACGAGGAUGGCAGGUUUUCUCCCCCCAGCCCCAACCUUGAGGGCGAGAAGAAGGAGGCUGCGUGGAAGAAGUACGACAAUGACCUGUUCCAGCAUGCUCGGUUGAUCACCUCUGGUCUAUACAUCAACAUCACACUGCUGGAUUACGUCCGAAACAUUGUCAACCUCAACCGUGUUGAUACCACCUGGACUCUUGACCCCCGUGUCGAGACUGGCAUAAACGUUGACACCAAGGAGGGUGCCGAGCGUGGUACCGGCAACGUGUGCUCGGCCGAGUUCAACCUCUGCUACCGCUGGCACUCGUGCAUCUCGGCCAAGGAUGACAAGUGGAUUCAGGAUUUCUACUAUGAUCUCUUCAAGAAGCCGGGCAAGGACCUCUCUAUUCAUGAGCUCAUCAUGGGCUUCGGCAAAUUCGAGGGCAUGAUCCCAGAUGACCCUGCGGAGCGUCCCUUCAACAAGUUCCAGAGAGGGCCGGAUGGCAAGUUCAACGACGAUGACCUUGUCAACUGCAUCUCAGACGCCAUUGAGGACCCCGCUGGAUCUUUUGGCGCCCGCAACGUGCCCGAGUCGAUGCGGGCGGUUGAGAUUCUCGGGAUCAUUCAAGGCCGCAGAUGGAAUGUUGCUGGCUUGAACGAAUUCCGCAAGCACUUCGGCCUGAAGCCCUACGAGAAGUUCGAGGACAUCAACUCCGACCCGGGUGUUGCUGAGUCUCUUCGUCGCCUGUAUGAUCACCCCGACUUUGUGGAGCUGUACCCUGGUCUCGUGGCGGAGGAGAGGAAGGAGCCCAUGGUUCCUGGUGUCGGCAUUGCGCCUACCUACACCAUCUCCCGUGUCGUCUUGUCGGAUGCUGUGUGUCUGGUGAGAGGUGACCGCCACUACACCAUCGACUACACGCCACGAAACCUCACCAACUGGGGUUUCAACGAAGUCCAGUAUGACUUGAACAUCAACCACGGUUGCGUCUUUUACAAGCUCUUCCUCCGGGCUUUCCCCAACCACUUCAAGUACAACUCGGUCUACGCGCACUACCCCAUGGUGACCCCGUCGGAGAACAGCAAGAUUCUCAAGGACCUCAAGCGCGCUCAUCUCUUUGACUUCUCCCGGCCAGGCAGGAUCGCCACACCCACCGAGGUCACCUCGUACGAUGGUGCCCAGCGCAUCUUUGCUGCUGAGGACAAGUUCAAGAGCACCUGGAAUGCUGGUGUCGCUGGCAUCCGCGCCAAGGCGAGCCCUGAGCUUUCUGGCGAUGCUGCUGUCCACGACAGGCACCGCACCACUGCAUCUCGGUCGCUGUUCACCCCUGAGCUGGGCACCCAGAUCAAGGCUUUCUACGAGAGCUUGACCGACAAACUGCUCACCACCAAGAGCUACACUUUGGUACCCGGCAGCAAGUUUGCUGACCUCGUCCGCGACAUUGCCAAUAUCGUGCCAACCCACUUUGCCGCCAGUGUCUUCGGCCUUCCGUUGACAACCAAGGAAAACAGCAAGGGCAUCUACACCGAGCACGAGCUUUAUGCCGUUCUCCAGAUCAUCGCCUCUGCCCUCUUCGUCGACUCGGAGCCUGUUAAACUCUUCCCUGUGGUAGAAGCAGCCAAGACGGUCGCUGGUCAGCUCAGCACCCUCGUCGACAAGACGGUCAAGAGCCCCAAGGCAGCCAAGAACAGCGUCCUCAACACCUUCGGCGUCAAUUUUAUCAAGGAGCUUAAGAAGGCCGGUUUGGCCACGCACGACAUCACUUGGAACCAUGUCCUCCCCGCCGCUGCGGCCCUCGCCUCGAGCCAAGGGGAGCUGUUCACGCAGGCAGUGGAUUACUACCUCUCCCCCGAGGGUGCCGCGCACGUAGCGGACAUUACAGCCAUUGCCUCCCAGCCGUCAUCUUCCCAGAACGACGCUCUCCUCUUGGGUUACGUCCUGGAAGGCAUCCGCCUGUCAGGUUCAGCUCGGUCUCACUUUGAAGCCACAACCGCCGGCACUGUCACGGCGUCCAAUGGCACGGAGCUGCACAUCCAGCCCGGCAGCAAGGUUACCAUCAACUCUUCAACCGCCUCCCGCGACGCAGCUUACUUCCCCGAGCCAGAAACCGUCAACCCCCGCCGUCCACUGGACAAGUACAUCCACUUUGACGCCGGUCCCCACGCCUUCCUGGGCAAGGAGAUCAGCCAGAUUGCCCUCACAGAGAUGUUCCGUGCUCUGUUCAAGAGGAAGAAUGUCCGGCGCGCGCCUGGUCCGCAGGGAGAGCUAAAGAAGGUGCCGAGGCCGGAUGGGAACGGGGUGGAUUACCUCAGGGAGGACUGGGGUGCUUUGACGCUCUUCCCUGUUACCAUGAAGGUGAUGUGGGAUGAUGUUUAGAGAAUGGAAAUGCGUUUUAGUGAUGGGGAGGAGGACGUAAUAGGUUAUGCACCCAGCCUGUCAUUUCCAGGAAAAUCCAACGCAGAUUUCGGAUGUCAUAUUGCCAAAGGCUGAGGAAGAUUCCUCUCCCUCUCUUCUACACUACACCCCUCAGUCUUCCAAUAAACCCAAAGCAUAUAAGCGUCGACAGAAAAUAAAAAUCGAAAAUAAAACGGGCUGUAAAAAGAUAUAGGUACGUCGGUACAUCGAGGUUGUUAAUUUAAGCUCCUAGGUGGAAUUACAAAGUAUAGCUCUUUACAUUUCUGGACACUUACUACUCCAAUCUUUGUUGCCGAAAUCAUGAUUAUCUAUAUGCCAUCGCAAGGAAUACGUUUUGCUGAGGAUUCAGCUAAA
Podospora pseudocomata is the source of this 7684-nucleotide messenger RNA. RefSeq lists its product as uncharacterized. Lineage: Eukaryota; Fungi; Ascomycota; Sordariomycetes; Sordariales; Podosporaceae. The coding region runs from base 3935 to 7291 and encodes 1118 amino acids. The transcript has 5 exons. Gene Ontology annotation, molecular function: heme binding; monooxygenase activity; peroxidase activity. The record is from RefSeq and is a predicted model, not a curated record. Gene Ontology annotation, biological process: response to oxidative stress.